This is a messenger RNA of Pangasianodon hypophthalmus (striped catfish), 790 nucleotides long. RefSeq names its product complement C1q-like protein 2. The record is from RefSeq and is a predicted model, not a curated record. Gene Ontology annotation, molecular function: protein binding. The transcript is spliced from 3 exons. Lineage: Eukaryota; Metazoa; Chordata; Actinopteri; Siluriformes; Pangasiidae. The coding region runs from base 36 to 617 and encodes 193 amino acids.
GAUACCCCUCCUCACACUUCACCACAAUCCUAACAAUGAUCUUGAUGCUGAAUUUGAUUUUCCUGCUCUUUGUGAGCACAAACCAGGCAGAGGACAUUUUGGAGCCAUGCGUAAGCAGCUUUGUGUCAGAACUGAGGAAGAUCAAAACCUUAGAGGCUGAAAUUCAAGAGCUCAGGAAACAGAUCACAGAACAACCCAAAGUGGCAUUCUGGGCCAUACCUUCCAGUGAUACUAAUGCAAUUGGACCAUUUCAGGAAUAUCAGAUUCUGGUGUACAAAAGUGCUUUGACCAACAUUGGUAAUGCCUAUGACACAACAACAGGUAUCUUCACAGCACCGGUGAGAGGAGUAUAUUACUUCAACAUUGUGGUUUUCAAUGCAAACUCCCUUGCAACUGGUGUGCAUAUAAUGAAGAACGGAGUGCGUGUGGCAGCAAUAACAGAUAAUGUACCGGGACAGGACAGUGAGGACACAGCGAGUAACUCAGUCACUCUGCUGCUUGAGAAAGGAGACCGGAUUUACAACGAGCUCCUGGUGAACCGGAAAAUUUACACUGAUACAGGAAACCGUAAUUCAUUCAGUGGCCAUCUUCUGUACGCAAUGCCCAAAACUCACUAAACACUGAUGCACACAUUGAUCUGGAGACAUUAGUAAUGUUGAGAUGAUAUCAGUGAAGUGGCAGAAUGCUGCCGCUCAUUUUAUCCAUAGUAUAAAAUUAUUAAAAAAAGAUUAUAAGUUCAUAAUAAUUGAAAAAUCAUCAUAACAGCAAAUAAAAAAAACAUGCAUACAAA